UAAGGAAAGCCGGUUGCUAGGACGUGAGCGGAAGUUUAGAGUGGGUUAGGGCUGCUUUCACUAUCUGUGGACUGCCGGAUAUACCUGGACUCGACUGUUGGAUAUUACAUUCGUGGAUUGGUGUGUUGGAUUGUUGCUGUUGGAUUGCUGUGUUGGAUUGUUGUGUUGGAUUGCUGUGUUGGAUUUUUGUGUUGGAUUGCUGUGUUGGAUUGCUGGGUUGGAUUUGCUGUGUUCGACUGUAGCACAUUGACUACACUGACUCACGGAUAUACGUGUGAAGAUUCAGGGAGUUCAUACAAAAUGUAAUUGUUGAGUUCAUGAAAUCAACACAGGAUUUACUGGUGUGAGCCUCAAGAUGUGCCGGAUAAAGUAUACUGCAGACACACUGGACACAAGCCCACCUCGUGUUCCGUUGACCAUCCAGUGACCAAGCUCAUUUAGACAACAUGGGCUGCGGCAGCUCAAAGACGGAUGGGGAGAAACCCGAGAAACAUGACAAGCAAAGUGGAGCCAGGAACGAUAACCCACCCAUAGAUUCAAUAAUAGUCCCAGAUAUUGACCCGAAGUACCCCGCGCCCACCCCCGCACCUAACUACAAAGAUGACUUCUACAAGCCCUCAGACUACACGGCCAUUGAUGCUAGAGUCAAGCAGCAACUUCCCAGCAUGCGAGCGACGACCUACGACACCCUGAUCAAGUCCAUCUGCGCCAACUGUGUGACGGAGCUGCAGAAGCUGAGAGCCAUCAUGGUGUGGCUCUUCCAUCAGGACAUCCACGGCUCCUUCUACAGCGGGGUCAAGGACCCGUACACGCCCCGGGGCUACAUGAAGCUCAUCAAGACAAGCGACGGGUCGUACGAGGCGUUUUUCGCUCAACUCUGCCGAGCUGCUGGGAUACCAUGUAACGUCAUCAGGGGCGUGGCCAAAGGGGACAAGUACAGGAUCGGUCAACAAGAUAUGUCGGCUCUAGAGAGCGCCUGGAACGCCGUCUACGUGUCUGGUUCAUGGAGGCUCGUACACCCGCUGUGGGCCAUCUUUAAGGAGAAACAGACAUACAUUGAUGGGAAACGGCCACCUGCCGGCACCAAACGCGCCUCCCUGUACGAGUUCUACUGGCUGAUUGACGCCAACCGACUCAUCUGUUUCUGCAAGCCUCACUCCGACCCCUGGCAGCUGCUCAAGGUCAGAUGGGAGCACAAGAAGUUCGUCAAGAGCCCGCUCUUCACGGAGCACUACUUCACCUCGGGGCUCAUGCUGCCCAAAAAAUACAACGCCAUCAUCUACAGCGACAACGGCGUCUGCAUCAUCGACUUCGAUCAUCACCAGUACGAGGAGAUUGACCUUGACGCCACGGUGACCUUCAAGGACGCCGAGUCGGAAGAAGACAUGCCGCAGCACGUCCAGAUGAAGGACUACACUUUGGUCUCUCGCUCCUCAAACCGGAAGUCGGUGGUCAUCCGGUUUCCGGUUAGAGGAAAAUACGAGGUGGAUGUUUUCGGAGGUUCGGAUCCGAGUGAACCGAAGUUAGUGAAGUUUAUUUUACAGUGUGACGAUCUAGGCAGAGACCCCCAGCCCUUCCCCAUCCACCCCACGGGGGGUUUAGGGCUGCAGCCGGUGGCCAGUCAGUUCGGAAUCUCUGACCCCAUCCCAGACUCUGGCAUCGUGCUGGUCAAGCCGGCCCAGCAGAAACAUUUCUCCUUCACGUGCACCCAGCCCCUAGAGGUGCAGGCCACCAUGUCCCACACCAAGAUUCCGUCGGAGGAUUUCGAAGAUUUUAUUUCCACCAAAACCACGUCUGAUGAGGUCCACGUGACAGUCGCAGUACCGGAUGAGACACACCUGGAGUACGGCUUGCAGAUCUCUGUGCGGCCCGCCAACGCCUCCCGUCUGUUCACUGUUGUGGCCUACUACCUGCUAGUGGAUGAGAACUGGAGGAGGAAGACAGCGGUCAUCCAGCCACGUCCUGGGGUCAAUAAGAACGAGGAAGACAGGAUCAGGAAGGCGCUGGUGUCCGCCACACAGAAGAACGACAUCGACAAACUGGAGAUGGCGAUAGAAGAGUUUGAGAAGAACGGUUUGCCGGACAACGGGGAUCUGACCAGGGCAAGGCACAAGCUGUAUCAGCUGCACUUACAGCGUCUAAGAAAGACAACUCUGGAGAGAAAGCUGGACGACCUAGACAAUGCUAUAGAGUCGGCAAAGAGAUCCCAUGUUGCUAUAGAUUUGAGUAACACUAAAGAAAUGGACGAAGCUAUAACAACGAGACAACAGCUGCGUCGACUCCGCCUGUAUAUGCACAAGGUGCUAGCACUCAACAAGGCUACCAUCUCGGAGAUCCACAGCUACCAGAGGCCACGCCCACUUGUCCACACCGUGAUGAAAGCUACCUUCAGGAUGCUGGGAGAACCCAACUCUAAGAUACAGGACUGGAGCUACAUCCAGAACUCCAUGAGGACUUUAGGACGGAACAGCAUGAUUGCCAGGAUGCGGAGGACUGACGUGGUCAAUCUCAAGAAAGGUCAGGUCACUGACGCCGAGCGAUACCUGGGCCAGACCAACAAACACUUGGUCAGGCUGACCAGUGCAGGGGCGGGCACGUUCUACGUAUGGGUGAGUACAGUCAUCAGCUCUAUUUAG
Physella acuta is the source of this 2636-nucleotide messenger RNA. Its product is annotated as hillarin-like. Lineage: Eukaryota; Metazoa; Mollusca; Gastropoda; Physidae. The record is from RefSeq and is a predicted model, not a curated record.